Molecule: messenger RNA, 10500 nt
Organism: Hyla sarda
Lineage: Eukaryota; Metazoa; Chordata; Amphibia; Anura; Hylidae
Gene: PLXNB1
Product: plexin B1
Exons: 38
Coding region: 429-7106 (2225 amino acids)
Biological process (GO): regulation of GTPase activity; semaphorin-plexin signaling pathway involved in axon guidance; negative regulation of cell adhesion
Cellular component (GO): semaphorin receptor complex
Molecular function (GO): semaphorin receptor activity; protein binding
Source: RefSeq, a predicted model, not a curated record
AAUCAGGAGGGGGACGAGCAGCAUGGGAUCGUGCGGGGAGAGAGGAUGCUGAGGACGGGAUGAGAAGUCAUUGUGAGCCCCGCACGGGAUCCCGCACACCGCGCUGACAACUAGCUGGGGAUGCACUAAAACACCAGUGGAGGGGAGUCCCUAAAGAACCUACAGGAUCCUGGAGUCCCAUAAAAUGCGGGAGCGCACAGACACCCAGUGAGUGGUGGAGAAUGGAGGGACACAGCAGAGGUCUAUGAGGUGGAGGCAGGUAGAGCACGGACCAGAGCACUUCAGCUUCUGAAGAGUUAACCCCAUAGUGAUCUGUGAGGGGCACCAGUGGAUUAUUAAGGUGCUCCCUGCAGCCAGAGGCUCCACUCAGCUCUGCAGACUACAAACAGGGGAGACCAGAUUUCAGACACUUCACAAAGGACAAAUGAAUGAUCACCAUGCCACCAGGAACUGUCCUCCUUACCGCCUUGUGUUUUCUUGGCAUCUCCAGUGCACAAGCCUAUUUUACAUUUUCACAGAACAGCACAAUGUUCAACCACCUCACCCUGGAUGCCAACACAGGGACUCUAUAUCUUGGUGCCACAAACAAUCUUUACCAGUUGACGGAGGAUUUAAUGCUUGAGACGGAACCAGUUCAGACUGGACCUGUGUUGGAUAGCAAGGACUGUUUACCGCCAGUCACCAGCGAAUGUGCACAUGUACAGAAUACAAAUAACCACAACAAGCUUUUGCUGGUGGUGCCAAGCCAAAAAGAGAUCAUAGUAUGUGGCAGUGUUUUUCAAGGCAUUUGCGAGAAAAGACUGUUAGGAUCUAUUAAUGAGGUCCUCUUUAGACCCGAAAGACCAGUAGACUCUCAGUAUGUGGCUGCAAAUGAUCCAAAUGUUACCACGGUUGGCUUGGCUGGGCUUUCCAAGGAUGGCACACCUCUUUUGUUUGUAGGAAGAGGAUACACCAGUAAAGGAGUGGGUGGCAUUCCUCCCAUCACGACUCGCAAUCUGAAUGGUGGAAGUGACUCUCAUUCCGUCUUCUCAUAUGAAGAGACAGCCAAAUUAGCAGUAGUUGGGAGACUCUCAGAGUAUAACCACCACUUUGUCAAAGUCUUUUCUCACCGUUCCAAUGUAUAUUUCCUAUUUUAUCGUCGUGACCUAAAAUCACCCUCCCGGGAAUAUAAAACCUAUAUUUCCCGUAUCUGCCCUGAUGACUCCCAUUACUAUUCCUAUGUUGAGUUGCCUCUUAGUUGCCAAACUAAAGAUAGUAGUAGAAGCUACAAUCUUCUUCAGGCUGCCUAUGUCUCCCAGCCUGGAGAGAAGAUGGCAAGGGGGGUUUUAAACACCAAUGGAGAUGUUCUCUUUGCAGUGUUCUCUCAGUGGCAUGCAGCUUCUGGUAAAGUUGGUGAAGAAUCGGGUCUGUGUUUAUAUCCUAUGGAUCUUAUUGACCGCCUGAUCAAUCAGACUCGAGACAUUUGUUACACCAGGGAUGGGAAAGAUGAAGAUGACAGAGAAGUGGCAUAUAUUGAAUACGAUGUGAAGUCAAACUGUGUCCAGCUUCCUUCCGAUACACUAGAUGCUUAUCCAUGUGGCUCAGACCAUACUCCAAGCCCCAUGGCAAGCUGGGAUCCUCUGAAAGCUGCACCUGUGUUUGAGAGUCCAGAUGCUCGACUUACUGCCAUUGCUGUUACUGUAGAAGAAGAACACACAAUCGCGUUUAUUGGUGACAACAAGGGACAACUUAAUAAAGUUUACCUUGGAGGUAACAAUGAUGCCCGGCAGUAUGCCAGUGUGCCCACUCAGUCCAACACUGCUGUGUCUGCAGACCUGUUGUUCGAUCAGCCAGAAAAACAUCUGUACAUCAUGACUCAGUCUACGGUUACAAAGCUGCCACUUUCUGAAUGUUCCCAACAUACCGAUUGUACAUCAUGCCUUGCUGCAGGGGAUCCUUACUGCGGCUGGUGUGUUCUCCAUGGAAAAUGUAGUCGGAGAUACGAGUGUCUGCGGUCAGGAAAGAAGAAUCAGUGGCUUUGGGCUCAUGAUGAGAAUCAACGCUGCCUGACUGUACAGUCUCUAAGUCCAGCAAAUAUCAGUAAAGAAGAGAAGAGAAAUAUCUUCCUGUCCAUCCCUGACUUACCGUCUUUGUAUCAAGAAGAAUCCUACUCCUGUUUCUUUGAAGACUUUGAGAGUCGAGCAGUGAGGACAGAGUCUGGAGUCAUGUGUCCAUCUCCCGACCCCAGCAAAGCCCCUGUGAUCAAAGCAGGAACAGAUCAUGUGCGAGUCAAACUGCAGCUUCAGUUUGGGGCAGUGACCAUUACCACUGCGGAUUUCAUCUUUUACGACUGUACAGCUGUGGCCCAACUCUACAAAAGUGCCCCCUGCCGCGGAUGUGUGAGUAGUGAAUGGGGAUGUAACUGGUGCAUUCACCAGCAUGUCUGUACCCAUAAAGCCACAUGCGAAGAAGGAACAAUUAUCUACAAUAAGUUGGCUCAGUUUUCAAUGCCAGAACCAUCUCCAACUCCCAUCCUUGUACCAGAACCAGAACCAACAUCCAUUGCUGUUCCUACUACUACUACAUUUAUGACAACCACCCCAAGCCCAGUUCCUGAGACAACUACCAGCACAACUCCUGCCACCACAACAACUACUGUCCUAGAAACCACACCUACACCAGCCCCUACCACUAUACCAACCACCAUCAUUGUCACAACCAUAGUGACUACAAUAGAAGAUGUCACCACCCCAGAACCAGAGUUGACCACCUUUGAACCCACUAUUGAGGAAUCCACUCCAGAAAUAACAACUCAGCCUCCAACUGAAGAGCCAACCAGCCUUCCAACCACAGUGCCAACCACUCCACCUGUAGAUGUUGUCACAACUCUGGCUGUCACAGAUGGUUCCACCCUCUCUAUCACUUCUGAUAUUGAUAUGACUGAAGAGGUUUGGACAACCGAGGGUCCAACCACACCUCCUGACACUACAGUGCCUCCAUUGGUCCAGGCACCCACCACAUUUGAUACCGAAAGUGAAAUGACAUGGGUGACUACCACCCCUACACCAUCACCAGAGGAAUUUACAUCUGCCAUCCCUCCUAUUCCAACCACUGGCCAAAUACACAUUGUUCCCUCUUUACCUGACUUUCCUGAUGAUCUAGAAACUGAGAUUCCAUACUCUGAAGAGCCACCUACGAUUGUUAUGGAGGAACGAGCUAAAGAAAGCUUGGAUCAUACUGAGGCAGAUGACUGGGUGGACUCAGCCAACAUGGAAAAUGACACCUCCGCCUUCUCAGCUUCGACUAUCCUGUCUGGAGAUGGGGACGUUGAGGGAACAUCAUCUCAUUUUCCAUCAAUAAUCAAACAAGACUUAGAUUAUCAGUUUGAUGAUCCGGGUUUUAUUGAACUGAAUAAAGAGGAGCUGUUCUGGGGUCCAGAAGCAUGUCCCUGUGUGCACAGUAUUCAGAGCCCUUCCUUACUACCAGUCAACGUGGAGCGUAAAAUAACAUUAGUUGGAAAAAACUUUCACCAUUACCAGGAUUCCCAGUGGGACUAUGAGUGUGUCCUAAUUCUGGAGGGUCGGACAUUGAUAACAGAUGCCUUUGUGGAAAUGGAUACUGUGGAUCAGUCUAGUUAUUACAUUACAUGUCAGCUACACCAAUACAGUUACUCUGCUCCCCAGCCAGAGUUUAACGCGAUGGUCUAUGUGCAGAGAGAGCCAGACCUGCGGGUGGACAGUUAUGAGGAUCUCCAUGUGACUCUAUAUAACUGCUCAGUGGGACACACAGACUGCAGCCGAUGUCAGACUGCUGACCCCAAAUAUAACUGUGUGUGGUGUGGAGGAGAGCACCCCAGCUGUAUGUACCAAGAGUCGUGCACUGAAGAAGUAGAAGGAACAUGUCCUGCACCACUUAUCCACUCGAUUGAGCCGCUGUCAGGUCCUGUAGAUGGAAGUACAAGAAUUACAAUCACUGGCUCCAACUUGGGCCAAAAACUGGAAGACAUUCGUGGCCGGGUAUUUGUGGCCAAUAUUCCUUGUAUGGUGGACAUAAUUAAAUAUGAGAUUUCCAGCAGUAUAGUUUGUGUGACUGGGAAAAGCUGGUCCGAAAGGCCUGGUUAUGUUCUGGUAGAGGUUCCUGGUGGGCAACAUGGAGUUUCCACCCAAGUUUUUACUUAUCAGAAUCCUGUUCUUUCUUCUUUCUUUCCAUCCCGCGGGCCAAAAUCUGGAGGAACACAAUUGACUAUUACAGGAUCCAAACUUCUUACAGGGCGCCCCAGUGAUAUCCGGGUAUUGAUUGGAGAUAUCCCUUGUUACAUUUCCUCAGAAAUUCAGGAAAACCAGCUUGAAUGCCUGACUGGACCUAGCAAUGGCACCUCAGACUUCCGAGUAACCAUCUGGUAUGGAGAACAAGUUUUUAGCUUCCCUGAUGUAUUCUUCUCGUACACGGCGGACCCGAACAUCACCUCUGCCAGCCCUGCCAAAAGCUUCUUUAGUGGAGGGCGUGUGAUUAUGGUAUAUGGACAGAAUCUGGAUGUAGUACAAGCUCCAAAGAUCCGGGUCACGCUGUCCCCGUUGGAAAGAAGACGAAGACGGAGUCUUGGGAGGAAAAGACGCAUUGUUCCAGAGACAGAGUGCCCCGCAGGCUGGAUCUGCACUAUCCAAGAGUUUGAAGAGCUUUGCCAGGUGAAUUCCUCAUUUCUGCUGCUUUGUAAGACACCAGGCAUUACCCCUUUUCACCAGAGUCCCCGAGUCGACGUGGAGUUCAUCCUGGAUAAUCUUCAUUUCAAUUUUACGGUCAUCAACUCGGCACCAUUUACAUAUGUGCCAGACCCAGUGCUAAGGCAUCUGAAUGCUGAGGACCCAGCUAAACCUUAUCGACACAAGCCUGGCAGCGUUAUCUCUGUUGAGGGAGAGAAUCUAGACCUGGCCAUUACCAAAGAAGAGAUGAUAGCAAUGAUUGGGGAUGGAGUGUGCACAGUAAAAACCCUCACAAGUAACCAUCUGUAUUGUGAGCCUCCAGAGAAGCAACCGGCCCCACGUUACCCAUCCAAGAGAGAAGGCGUGGACCCCCUGCCUGAGUUUACUGUUCAAAUAGGAGGAAUUGAUCUGGUGCUUGGGAAGGUUCAGUAUGACACAGAGAGCCAGCUUACAUUCCCACUGGAGGCCCAGAUCAGCUUGGGAGUGGGUGCGUCCUUUGUGGCUUUGAUAGUUCUCAUCAUUGUGUUAAUUUACAGGAGGAAAAGCAAGCAAGCUCUGAGGGAUUACAAGAAAGUUCAGAUACAGCUUGAAAACCUGGAAACCAGUGUCAGAGAUCGUUGCAAGAAAGAGUUUACAGAUCUCAUGACAGAAAUGAUGGAUCUCACCAGUGAUUUAGUUGGCACAGGUAUCCCCUUCCUGGAUUACAAGUCAUAUGCAGAAAGAAUAUUUUUCCCCGGUCAUCGGGAAUCUCCAUUGCAUAGAGACCUUGAUGUCCCAGAGGGUCGGAGACAGACUGUAGAGCAGGGUUUGGUGCAACUAUCAAACCUCCUUAACAGCAAGCUAUUCCUUACCAAGUUUAUCCACACUCUGGAAAGUCAGCGCACCUUUUCAGCACGUGACCGGGCAUAUGUGGCAUCUCUUCUUACUGUAUCUCUUCAUGGGAAGCUGGAAUAUUUCACAGACAUCUUGAAGACACUUCUCAAUGAUCUUGUUGAACAAUAUGUUGCCAAGAACCCAAAGUUGAUGUUGAGGAGGACUGAAACUGUGGUUGAGAAGCUGCUGACCAACUGGAUGUCUAUCUGCCUUUACUCUUUUGUGAGGGACUCAGCUGGAGAACCUCUAUAUAUGUUAUUCCGAGGCAUCAAACAUCAAGUGGACAAAGGACCAGUAGACUGUGUGACAGGAAAGGCCAAGUAUACACUCAAUGAUAACCGUCUACUGAGGGAUGACGUGGAGUACAAGACCUUGACUCUCAAUGCAAUUACACAACCCACCACUGGCAGUGCUGUAGAAGAGGAAGGCCAAGGAGUCCCUGUGAAGCUAUUGGACUGUGAUACCAUCACUCAAGUAAAAGAGAAGAUCCUGGAUCAGGUUUAUAAAGGAACACCUUGUUGUCUUCGCCCUUGCCCAGAGAGCCUUGACCUAGAAUGGAGAUCAGGGCUGGCAGGACACCUCAUCCUCUCUGAUGAAGAUCUAACAUCAGUGGUUCAAGGGUCAUGGAAGAGGAUAAACACCCUGCAACAUUACAAGGUUCCUGAUGCAGCAACUGUAGCGUUGGUUCCUCGACUGAGUAAGCACAUCCACCCGGAAAACCAUGAUUAUAUCCCAGGAGAGAUGUUUACUUUUACAGAGACCCCAAUGCUGGAGGAUGCGGAUGAGGGUGGGAUCAAACUGUGGCACCUUGUUAAACCCACAGAAGAGCCAGAGUUACCAAAGCACAGAAGAGGGAGUUUGCGUGACAGGGAAAGAGCGAAGGCCAUCCCAGAAAUUUACCUGACACGUCUACUCUCCAUGAAGGGCACACUUCAGAAGUUUGUAGAUGACUUGUUCCAGGUUAUACUCAGCACUAGCCGUCCAGUGCCACUUGCUGUCAAGUAUUUCUUUGAUUUACUAGAUGACCAGGCGACACACCAUGGUAUCGCUGACCCAGAGACUAUUCACAUCUGGAAAACCAACAGUUUGCCUUUAAGGUUCUGGAUCAACAUAAUUAAAAAUCCCCAGUUUGUAUUUGACGUUCAGACCUCCGACAACGUGGACGCAGUGUUGUCUGUGAUUGCUCAGACCUUCAUGGACUCUUGCACACUUGCUGAUCAUAAGCUGGGUCGGGAUUCCCCCAUAAACAAGCUACUGUAUGCUCGGGACAUCCCACGGUACAAGCAGAUGGUGGAGAGAUAUUAUGCUGAUAUCCGGCAGACUAUCUCUGCCAGUGACCAGGAGAUGAAUUCCGCGUUAGCAGAGCUGUCCAGGAAUUGCUCAGGUGAACUUAAUUCAUUGGUGGCUCUUCAUGAACUCUACAAGUAUAUUAAUAAGUACUAUGAUCAGAUUAUUACAGCACUGGAAGAAGACUCGACAGCCCAAAAGAUGCAGCUCGGCUACAGACUUCAGCAGAUUGCAGCUGCUGUGGAGAAUAAAGUCACCGACUUGUGACCAAGACACAGGGACGGUCUUCCUUAUACUGAGUAAAACAGGUUCUCAACCAAGAGCCGAGAGAUUUUUAUAAAAUCGCGGUCGCUUUUGUGUCCUGCCUCCGAGACGCAGGCAGCCUCGCGGCUGGUUGUCACAUUCCCAACCAACGAGUGACGCAGAUGGCAACUAAUGGUGAAAAAGAAUAUUUUUUCUAUGAAAUUUUUUUUACACUCAGAACUUUAAUAUAGAAGAUUUUGACCCGCUCAAUGGGGUCAUCCUGUCAUCCUGCAUGUUACAAAGGAGCAGGAGAUUUUAUCUUCCCAUGUGCCAAGUCCAUCAUUAAUGGAAGGAGACAAAAGGAUGAAACAAGGCAGACUCUGGAUUUCUGGUUUAAAGAAUGUUUUCUUCACUAGCCUUCUGAGAAUGGAUUGGUGAACUUUACGCUGUAGACUUGAGUUGACUGUUCCAGUCGCAGUCCGAUUGACUGUGCACAAUGACGGAACAAUGGAACUCUAUAUGGACACAUUCUAUCACCUGACACAUGACCUUCUCCUACAUGGACAUAAGUAACUUAGGGGGGUCUCCAGUUCUAACUUCUCCUUCAUUCCUGCCCUUUAUAUCCACCUAGAAUAUUAUUUUAUUUUUUAACAAUUGUAAAGCUAAUUCUAUCAGAGAAGUAUUAUUUUAUUACUUUGUAGUCACCAUAUUUUUAUUCGCCUUUUGAGAAUCGUUCAUCUUUUCUGAAAAAAAAAGUAAAUAAAAGUCUUCCUUUUGAGCCCCAGCAGCCAACCCAAAUUUCAUCUGCCCCCCCCCCCCCCCCCCCCCCCCAUAAACUGUUUAGAUCAGAUUAUCAAAAAGAAUGACCAAAAGUAUCAUAUAAAAAACCUUAAAACCUACAGGGUACCUGAGACAACACGUCUUGCCCAUGUUCUGGUAGUUCAGUCUUGUCAUGUGAUUUGAAGCUACAUAACAAUACAUUCGACAAAGCCAUUGAUGUAAACAGAAAAGAGGGAACCCUAAAACCAAGAUCAAAACGGGCCAUUUCUUAUGAUGCUGAAUGUUACCAUGUGGGACAGAAGGGCCUGGUGUUCUUCUUCCCUCCUCCUACACACAUUUUUUAUGACUAGGGCAAAUUCUCUUUCCCUUCUUAGCUAACAAUACAUUUCCACUACAUAGGGGAGUCCUGCCCAGUGGCAGUCGGGGAUAGGAUCACCAGGGCUGGGCCCUGUCUCUCCAAUAUCCCCAUAGUGGCUGCAUGGUGUAGUAUGUAUGCCCUUGUCCAGGAAAUGGGACAGGAAGUGUUGUCCUAGGAGCUUUCCUGAAUAGGAAGUAUUGGGUGUAUUACUGCAAUCUAUUACUACAUAGUUUUUAUUAAUGUGUAGCGAAAAAACUUUGACUUUAUUGGUAGUUCUUCUUAAGAGUUUGUUCCCAAAUCUCUUUUUUGCGCCAAUACAUAUAAAAUAAAAAAUGAAGCAACUCUGCAUAUAGGCUCAGAUUUAUCAAACUGUAUGAGAGAAAAAGUGGAGAGAUUGUCCCCCAGCAACCAAUCACAGCUCAGCUAAUGAGCUCUGGUAAAGUGAAAGCUGAGCUGUGAUUGGUUACUGUGGGAAAAAUCACUCCACUUUUUCUCUCACACAAUUUGAUAAAUCUCCCCAAUAGUCUUGCUUUAUAAUCUGCUAUUGUUUUGUGUAUACAGCUCCUAUACAGACCUAUGUGUCUCCAUGGUUACAGACUUCAAACAAACCCUGAAUAAUCUGCUCCUACAGUCUACUCCAUCUCCUUCUCUACACUGGGGAAUUAGCAAGGAAAAGUUUCUCUUACGACCUUUCUGCUUCAUGAGUGCUGCCACUGCUAGAAAUAUAUUGAUAUAGCCAUAGUUAUCCUGUAUGCUUACAGUCCGUUGGUGCACGCUGGUCACUCCUGUCUCCUCCUGUUGCCCCGCCGGACUACCGUGCCUGAGACACCCCUCAGCAGUGAUGUGGCUGAUGCCAGAUCUCACACAUUCACUGUGUUCCAGGACUGUCACAUGGCUCUACAUCACUGCUGAGAGGUGGCUCGGGCUCAGUGGUCCGGCAGGGCUACAGGUGAAGAUUGGAGCGGUUCAGGUGACCAGAGCACCAACGGACUGUAAGCAUACAAGAUAACUAUGGCUGUAUUGAAUUAGUUUUUGCAGUGGCAAGGAAGUCACUUGUGGAUUCUGCCGGAUGGCACUCUGCGGCUUCUACCAAAAGGAUGAUCUUGUUAUUCUUUCCGUGGAUUAAUUUCCGCCGCUGUCACACUAAGAUUUAGGUUCAUGCUGGGGAAUUCCUAAGUGCAAUUCCGUUCACAGAAAUUCUGUAGUGUGAGCAUAACCUAUCUUAGCGGAAAAGUGAAAGCAGAGAGAGUGGCGUAACACAUGACUGCAGCUUCAGACUACACCAUUAGUUUGCAGUCUGUAACCAUGGAGACACGUGAGCAGGAGCUGAACAUCCAAAAAGUUGCUUCAUUUUUCAGUGCAGAUGAAUUAGAGGAACAAAACAAAUUGGUUGUAAACUUGGACAUACCUUUUAAAGUGUACCUGUCAUGGAUAAAAACUUUUCAGGUCACAAAGACAAAAAAGUUUUAAUCGGUUGGGGUCUCAUUGCUGAGGCGUUUUACCGAUCAUUAGAACAAGCAAAGAGAAGCAAACGGUAGCAUGCUUCGCUCCCUGUCUCAUUAAGAGCCAGGGAGUGAAGCAUGCUACCACAUGCUUCUCCCGGCUCAUUGUAAUGUUAGGCAGGGGUCUCAGCACUGAGACCCCAACCAAUCAAAACUUUAGAAAUGUCUCUGUGACUUGUCAUAAUUUUUUAUUACUGACUGGUGCACUUUUAGUGAAAUCUGGUUGGCUGUGCUUGGGCUGUAGACGGUACAUUACUGCACUAAAUCUCAAAGUAGAUGCUUAUUUAUUAGUUUCAGUGUGAGACACAGAACCGCUCUAUUAGAUUCCAUGUCUUUUGGCAAUUUGCUGCUCCGAACUGGAUGUGUAUAUACCGUAGCUAUGAAAGAAGAUAUUUAAGUACUAAAGGAGGAUUGUAAUUUAUUUUUAAGGCGGCACGUUGCCCUGGGAUACUCACAUCUAGUUUUUAUGUUUAUUUUGGAUUUUAUUUUUCGUACUAGUUUUUAUGAUGAUGCAUUCCCGCAUACGGCUCCCAGCUUUCACUUGUGCUGCCUUUUCAUAAAAUUAUUAGAAUUUGUGGUUAACAUAAUGUAAAGAAAUAAAACUUGAAAGUGAAUCUUACGAGAUCCUAAUAACCUGUUAGACGAUGGUCGGAAAGCUUAUGAAUCUGUGAAGUGAUAAACUGUUUGUGAAUGUAAAACAAAACCCGACACAAAGUACAUCUAAUGAGAACAAAGUAGUCCUUACACAAACUGCUCAAUAAAAGUCAAUAUGUUCCAA